Molecule: messenger RNA, 1357 nt
Organism: Boeremia exigua
Lineage: Eukaryota; Fungi; Ascomycota; Dothideomycetes; Pleosporales; Didymellaceae
Exons: 2
Coding region: 75-1244 (389 amino acids)
Molecular function (GO): actin filament binding
Source: RefSeq, a predicted model, not a curated record
AAGCUUCUUCUCUGUAAUUUUUUGGUAUGCGACUAUGACAACACAUCUGCACACAAACCUCGACGCAACGUACAAUGCCGCCUCAUGAAGGGCUCGUUCACCAGCAAGAGUAUGACUGGCGAGACUCCAAUGUCGAAUUAAUUAACUCAGACAUUGACCACAAGGUCAAGUAUAAGUCGGCGGUCAACGAGCCAGCAUGGAACAACAGCGUCAUUGGUGACGAAGCAGGCCUAUUCAUCUGGCGCAUCGAAGACUUCGAGGUUGUUUCUUGGCCACGCGAAAAGUACGGCAGUUUUCAUGAGGGCGACUCGUAUAUCAUCCUCUUUACCGAAGAAGUCAAAAGCGAUACAAAAACUCAGCUGAUUCACGACAUUUUCUUCUGGCUUGGACGCGCCACAACACAAGACGAAGCCGGUACCGCGGCCUAUAAGACUGUCGAACUCGACGAAUUCCUCCACGGCGCAGCAACGCAGCAUCGUGAGUUGCAGACCUCACCCUCGGACGCAUUCUCUGCUCUAUUCCCACGUAUGAAAAUUUUGCGUGGAGGUGUACGUUCUGGCUUCAAUCAUGUGGAUUCCAGCAUAGAUCCGCAACACACAGAUACUUUGCUCCGCGUCUUUAAGCACCCUGGAGCCAACACAGGACGCGAUGCUAUCCUCGUGCAUGAGGUCGAACCCACGUGGCAGAGUCUGGACGAAAACGACGUGUUCAUUCUUGACAAAGGUGACAAGAUCUUCGUUUGGCAGGGAAGAAAGUGUUCGCCAAUGGAGAAGCUCAAGGCCGCGCAAGUAGUCAACGACCUGACAAUUGCCAAACAUAGUGAUGUAGAAGUAUUGAGCCAGGAGGAGUCGAGGAGCAAGGUUGUUGUGGACUACCUUGGCGGUCAGCAUCUGGAGUUUGGCACAAGGUUCGAGUGUGCGAGACCGCUAUCACCCGCUACAGAACGGAACGUGAAGAAGCUGUUCAGAAUAAGCGAUGCUAGUGGUCAACUUGCAUUCGAUCUCCUAAAAGAAGGCAACGGGAUUGACAGGGAGGAUUUCGAUGAGAAUGAUGUGUUCUUGCUAGAUGCCGGAAGGAGUAUCUGGGUUUGGGAAGGUAGUGGGGCGAGUCAGAGGGAGAGGGCGAUGUGGCUGAAGACAGCGCAGACGUAUCUUGCUAUGCAACCUGACGCAAAUCAGCUGGCUGUAGCGAAAGUCAAUCAGGGAAGAGAGGGGAAGACUUUCUGGGUUGCUGUGGAAGCAUAGGGUUGUUUUCGAAACAGUGAGUGCUUGGUGUAUAUCAUAAGAUUACGGUCGAAAUGCUCAUAAUGCCAAGUGAUGACGAUGCAAUUCUUUCAUGGAAAGCCUGUUGAUCAUGC